Molecule: messenger RNA, 953 nt
Organism: Nematolebias whitei (Rio pearlfish)
Lineage: Eukaryota; Metazoa; Chordata; Actinopteri; Cyprinodontiformes; Rivulidae
Gene: tsen34
Product: TSEN34 tRNA splicing endonuclease subunit
Exons: 5
Coding region: 36-953 (305 amino acids)
Biological process (GO): tRNA-type intron splice site recognition and cleavage; tRNA splicing, via endonucleolytic cleavage and ligation
Cellular component (GO): tRNA-intron endonuclease complex
Molecular function (GO): tRNA-intron lyase activity; nucleic acid binding
Source: RefSeq, a predicted model, not a curated record
CUCUGAGGAGACACGUGCGGCCAGAGUUCCUGCUGAUGGAGAACCAGGAUCAUGAGGACCAGAACCAUCAGGACCAGAACCAAGAGGACCAGAGUCAGGAGGAGCAGGAGAACCUCGUGGUGGGUCUAAGCCUCUGUGACUCUGCCCCCCUGCUGUGGCGGGUCCAGGAUCUGAGGACAGUCAGGUCCUUGGGGCUGGUGGGAGCACUGCUGGGCUCUCUGCCCAGAACCCCCCGACAGAACCUCCGACUGGGCCGACCGCUGCUGCUGCUGCCGGAGGAGGAGAGGCUGCUGAGUGAGGACCGAGCUGCUGCCGUUCUGCCUGAACAGAACCAGGAUAUAGGGGGCGGAGCUUCUGGUGUCGGGGCGGGGCUUCAGCAACAUGAGGAGGAGCAGCGGAGGAGUUUCCAGGAGCAGAGUGCUCUCGCUUUGGAGGACAGGAAGUCGGCGCUGCUCCGAGCAGUGACAUCAUACUCAGGGUCAGAGUCUGAUGGUGGGUCCAAUGAGGCCCUGCAGCGCCGCUUGCUGACCCUCGAUCAGAACUUUACAUUCCCCCGUUCAGCGCUGGCAGUCCAGCUGAGCACUGCGAGGGCGGGGCUUAGCUACUGCCCCGAGGCUCGCGCCUUCCUGGAGGCCAACUGGCCAAUCAGAGCGCAGGACAGUCCUCGCAGCGAGGCCCGGUACCAGGUGUUCAGAGAUCUGCGGAGGCAGGGCUUCUUCCUCACCUCUGCAGGGAAGUUUGGAGGAGACUUCCUGGUGUAUCCAGGUGACCCGCUGCGUUUCCACGCCCACUUCAUCGCCGUCUGUCUGACUCUGGACGAGUCCAUCUGCCUGCUGGACGUCCUCACCGUGGCUCGGCUCGGCUCCAACGUGAAGAAGACCGUCCUGCUGUGCUCGCCGGCGCCGGACGGACCCGUCAGCUACACGUCCUUACAGUGGAGCGGCAUGAUGUGA